Messenger RNA from Corylus avellana, 1660 nucleotides. RefSeq names its product Tetratricopeptide repeat (TPR)-like superfamily protein. NCBI's taxonomy places the organism in Eukaryota, Viridiplantae, Streptophyta, Magnoliopsida, Fagales, Betulaceae. Gene Ontology annotation, biological process: RNA modification. Gene Ontology annotation, molecular function: RNA binding; protein binding. The record is from RefSeq and is a predicted model, not a curated record.
UGACAGGAUUAGACGGUGUCGUUGGAAACCACCAACCCUUGACGUGGAUGUCAUGCCGCACUCGCCGGAGUUCCUACUCCGACUCCUCCAACGCUUUCCCAGACGUCCAAACCAAAUCAAUCAAAUCCAUUCACUGUUAAUCUCCGAAGGUCACCUUCUCUAUAACCCAAACGCUGCCUAUACAAGUUUGAAAUGGAUGAGCACUCUCCUCUACAACGCUUUGACGAGAGCGUAUCUCGGUCUUGGACAAGCCCACAAGACGCUUGUCCUCUUCACCCACAUGCUUGCGCACCAAGCCCCUCCAAACAGCCACACCUUCCCUUCGAUCAUCAAAGCCGCAGCCUCUUCCUCUCCCUCUUUGGGGAAACCCCUUCACACCCAAGUCAUUAAACAUGGUGUUCUAAUUGACCCGUUUGUUCAAACAUCGUUUGUGGGCAUGUAUGCGCAACUCGGUGAAAUAUUCGACGCACGUAAGAUGUUUGAGGAAAUGUCGCAACCGUGUGUUGUUGCGUGCAAUGCGAUGCUUGAUGCUUUUGGCAAGAAUGGGGAUAUGGGGUCUGCUCUUUUGCUUUUUGAACGCAUGCCUGAGAGAGAUGUGGUUUCUUGGACGAGUGUUAUUAAUGGGUUUGGGAAGAAUGGAUGUUUUAGUGAUGCGGUUAAGUUUUUUGAGAAGAUGAUGGCGCAUGAGGAUGUGAUGGCAUGUUUGGUAAAGCCUAAUGAAGCUACAUAUGUUAGUGUGCUCUCUUCGUGUGCUAAUUUAGAUGGGGGAGGAGCUCUUUGUCGUGGAAAGCAAAUUCAUGGUUAUGCAAUUAGGAAUGAGAUUGAAUUUACUGUUUUUACAGGGACAGCAUUGAUAGAUCUUUAUGGUAAGACAGGCUGUUUGAGAAGUGCACUAAAUGUUUUCAACCAAAUGGUGUUUAAGGAGGUUUGUACUUGGAAUGCCAUGAUAUCUUCACUGGCUGCCAAUGGGAGAGAGGCAGAAGUUUUGGAUAUGUUUGAGAAGAUGAAGGUGGAAGGGCAGCGUCCUAAUGAGGUCACAUUUGUUGCUGUUCUAACGGCCUGUGCUCGUGGCAAGCUCGUGGAGAUGGGUUUGAAAUUGUUUCAAUCAAUGCUGCAUGAAUUUGGGAUUGCACCAUUAAUGGAACACUAUGGAUGCGUAGUUGAUCUCUUGGGCAGAGCAGGGCUACUUAAGGAAGCAACUGGUUUUAUAAGAAGUAUGCCUUUUGAGCCUGAUGGUUCUGUGUUGGGGGCACUUUUUGGUGCUUGUAAGAUUCAUGGAGCCAUUGAGCUAGGAAAUGCAGUGGGCGAAAGACUGCUUGAACUGCAGCCCCGGCAUUGUGGGAGAUAUGUGGCGUUAUCGAACAUCAAUGCUGGGAUGGAGAGAUGGGAUCAUGCUGCUGAUCUAAGGAAAGCAAUGGUGGUGGCUGGAAUUCAGAAAAUUCCAGCCUAUAGUUUGAUUGACUGCAUGUAAAAAGUUCGUACGUAGCACUUUUGGAGUCCCUACUGUGGUGGAAAAUUUAUAUUGACAAAGAACUCAAGGGUGGAGCAGAGUCUAUACGAGCAUUUUUAGUAGACUUAUAAUAGCUAUUAUGAGCCAUUUUUUUUAUAGAAGAAGUGCUACAGAAAAUAAAUAGUGUCACAUUAUGGUGAUAAAAUAUUG